CUCGCAGACAUAGAAUCAGACACCUCGUCUCGCCUCUCUCUCUCUCUCUCUCUCUCUCUCUCUCUCUCUCUUCCAAAAUUCAAAUUUCUCGAUCGCUUCGUCUUCUCCAUCGCUUGCUCGACCCCGCCGUAAAUCCCAUCAUAAUUCGUCAUCGUUCCCGCGGGAUCUUCGUGCUUGAUCGAUCGAUCGUUCCCAUGGCGACGGCGACGACGGCGGAGACGGUGACGACGACGACGAAGACAGCGUUGAGCAAGAUCGAGAGGGCUCACCAGAUGUACCGCGAGGGGAGGCACGAAGAAGCCCUAGGGCUCUACACGGAGGCUCUCGCCAUGGCCAAGACCAAGGCGCAGAAGAUCGCCCUCCACAGCAAUCGCGCCGCGUGUUACCUCAAGCUCCACGAUUUCAAGAAGGCAGCAGAAGAAUGUACAGCAGUUCUUGAAUUGGACUACGAACACACAGGAGCUUUGAUGUUGCGCGCGCAAACGUUGGUUACCCUCAAGGACUACCAAUCAGCACUUUUCGAUGUGAAUAGGCUGAUUGAGCUAAAUCCAUCAUCUGAAGUGUAUCGGAACCUAUAUGCGCGAUUAAAGACACAGCUCUCUCUAGCUCCAAUUCCAGAAUCUGACGAAGAAAUGUUGUAUCUCGAGGAAGAUAAAGAAGAAGAAGAAGAAGAAGCUGCGUCUUCAAAAGUGAACAAAAACGAUGAGUCUUCCAUCAUUAAAUCCGUAUCGCCUGUAACUAAGGCUCCUAAGCCUGAAUCCUUUACUAAUAAAAUUCCUGCAAAACCAAAGGCCGACUCUACCAUCACUAAAUCCGUACCAUCUGUUACUCAGGCUCUUAAGCUUGAGUCCUCUACUAAUAAAAUUCCUGCAAAACCAAAUGGUUGGGAGGCAAUACCAAAGCCGAAAGGGCACUCAGGGCUUGAUUACUCGAGAUGGGACAAGGUUGAAGAUGAUUCUAGUGAAGAGGAAGAUGAUGAUGUAGAAGAGCAGCAACCUCAGUAUCGGUUCCGUGUUAGAACUGUUGGUGUGCGGCCCGUGAAGUGAGCUGUAUAUUAGAGAAGGCUAAAUCAUCUUCUUUUUUUUUUUCUUUUUUUUGUGUGUGUAAAGUUUAUAGAAGAUUUACGUUAGGCAAAACCAUAUAGAGACUUCCUGAACUAUACUGUAUUUUUGAAUGGGUUCCUGAACUAUAAAAGCUUUGAUUUCAGUACCUAAUAUUUUAUUUAGUUCCUCUACGACAGUGAAUACUCCAUGAAUAAUGAGAAUAUUCUGUCGAAAUAGUUAGAAACAACACUAAACUUUGAUGGAGAGGUGGUGAAAUCAGAAGCGACAAAAAGAUUAGGCAUGGAAUUAAAAUUUUUAAAGUUUGGGUUCCCAUUUUAAAAUGCAUUAUAUACAGGUAGUUUUUGUACACUUUAUCACUGUCUUACAAGAUCAAUUAGCUUUAUCACAACCAGAAAAGACCAGCUUGAUGAUGGGGUCGACCUAACUAGUCGAUGGUGAUCUUCCCGUUGUUCCUACUUCAGUCGCACUGUAUAUAUACACAGGAGUUAUUUGGUUUCUGAAGUUUUCAGCUACAAUCAUGUGGCAGUUCUGAACAAACGGUAUGACAAUCCGCUUUCUGUCAGUCCUGCGAUGUAUUAAAUUUGAUAUCAUCGAAGUUGUUGCCCAUGUACAUGUAUGUUCUUUGCAAUUGGAUAAUUUGACUUAAACAAUGAUUAUAUUUUCCAAUUCAUAGUAAUGGACGUAUUGUGCUUGGCUCCUUAGUAGAGCUGUUCCUUUA
Messenger RNA from Ananas comosus (pineapple), 1782 nucleotides. Its product is annotated as protein unc-45 homolog A. Lineage: Eukaryota; Viridiplantae; Streptophyta; Magnoliopsida; Poales; Bromeliaceae. The record is from RefSeq and is a predicted model, not a curated record. The transcript has 4 exons. Gene Ontology annotation, molecular function: protein binding. The coding region runs from base 195 to 1046 and encodes 283 amino acids.